AUGUCAGAAGUCGCGGUCCUCCGCAAGGAACUCUCUAACUUACAGACUCGGCUAGAGAUCCUUGAAGCAAGACUUACAACGAUACCUUUGGCUCCCGUCCAAAUAUCAAGUCGCAGACUGGCGAAAAGAAAGGAUAAGCUGGUAGAAGACAAGGAGGAAACCUCGCGCGUCUCAAUUAAACCUUGCAAGACAUCUUCCUCAAGGUCAAAAAGAGAUGCUCAGACACUCCGCAGCCGGUCGUUUAAAGUGAUGCGACACCUGAUCAAUGUUGUGGAUAUCUCGCACGAUGAAGGCAGGGCUAGCGAGUUGAAGAAGAUUUGUAUCAACAGAGACACCACUCAUCAUUCCGCGACCUCUCGUUUGCCGGCAAUGACAGCGGAAGAAUCGGCAAAGCUAAAGACAACACUUACCUUGGCAUUGAAGGCGCCAGCAGUUCCGUCAAAUAGUCAAAACAAAUCUCACCUCUCAGCUACCUUGCUGCGACCGACGACCAAUUUCCGACAAUCUGUAGAAGUAAAGCCAAUGAAGGAGCCUUUGCCACCAUCUAGUAACCUGAAGCAGAUUCCCAAUACAAGCUCUGAGACCCCUCGGCUCUUCCAUCCUAAACGAACCCACAAAGCCGACUUGGCUAGCUCAAACAAAGUAGCCAACAACAAGAACUCCCAAGCUGCCAGUGAACUGCCGGUCAUGAAAAAGCUCAACACCAAUACUCACUCUAAAUUGGAAGGGGCAGUACCGAAGACAUCUGAGACAUUAGCUGUAACAAGAAAUUUAGGAAACAAGAAAGCUGAAAUCAUUGAAUGCAACGACCUGCGACGUGGCUGCGGUAGAUUUGCUCUCCUCAAGUACAAUCCCGCUGUACUAGACCUCCUACCAGCAUUGGUCAAAGACAGAAGAUUUUUGGAGACAAAGACGGCGAUUGAUAUAGAAAACUUACCGCAAGCAUCGGCAAACUUAAGACAAGUACUUGGCAUUUGGGAAUGGAAAGAAGGUACUUCAAGCGCUACAUUUCACGAAUACAAGACUCCAGAACUUGGGACAACUAUCAGUAACAAAGGAUUCAGGUUUGUUGGUUUUGGUUGGAGAGGUGAUUUAGGACAACAGCCCCCAAGAAUAGAAGAGCUUCAUGAAGACAUCUCACAAGGCGCCGACACUCUCAGAUGUGGUAGAAAAUGUCAGCUGGCAAGCAAAACCCAGUUACCCCUUAAAUAG
Messenger RNA from Puccinia graminis f. sp. tritici CRL 75-36-700-3, 1212 nucleotides. RefSeq lists its product as uncharacterized. The record is from RefSeq and is a predicted model, not a curated record. The transcript has 2 exons. NCBI's taxonomy places the organism in Eukaryota, Fungi, Basidiomycota, Pucciniomycetes, Pucciniales, Pucciniaceae. The coding region runs from base 1 to 1212 and encodes 403 amino acids.